GUUGGAUGUUUGGAGUUGGACACCGAAAUCCUUGAAAGGAAAGGACGACCAGGAGACGAACGCGAGCUCUCAAGAAAGGACAAGUGGACAGACGUGAAUUCGCGCAGUCUUAUGUAAUUAGCGUUCAUCGUGCAACUAUAGGCAAACUGAGCGAUGAGUGGACGUAAUGUUCUGAAUGAUAUUAAUCACAAGGUGGUUUACAAUCAGGAAACGGUGGAAGGCGUUCCAUGCCCAUACAACUGCAACGAUGGGCAAUCAAAGAUUGUCGUCAAGCAGUUCUCUGAAAAAUCGGCGCAUGUUCGCUGCAGCAAUUUGCAGUGCGCUUAUUUACCAACAGUGAUCACCAGGCCCACCAUGCCAUAUGAAGAGAUGGCUAAAAAAAUUGAGACUGUUUGGGAGAGAAAAGCCUUUGAAGAACUCCAGAAGGAACACAGAAAUGAAUUAGCUUUGGUUGAUCUUCCCAAAAUAUCUAGAGCUCUGGACAAAAGAGAUGCUGAAGCUUGUCCUGAACUUGCAAGCAUUUUUCUCAUUGAUGUGGGAGAGGCCUGCAACAAUGGCGAGCUAUCUCCUGUGAAGAGGAAACCAAUUAUCAUUCCACAAGCAGAUGAAGUGGUUUUGGUUGUUCCGAGAGACCCAAUUGCUGAUCCAGAAAAUGCUGACAAGUCGCCUGAGAAACUGCUGGUGAAAAUAAAUUAUGUUGACAGCACACCUGCUGCCGAUUGUCCUCCACUUGACGGUGAUUUGAUGGUCAUACAAGGAGCGGAUACAAGUGCUAAUUAAGCCAAAAGGCAGUAUGGAAGAAAGCAAAGGCAAGAACAAAAUAAUGAAAAAGGCAAACAGAUCUUGCCAAGGAACAUGCCUAAGCCCAUGCACUUUCAGAUGCCAAGCUCUGGACCCAAACGGCAAAUAUCAAAGCAGAAGAACAGUAAUUUUGGCACAACUCCUGUUAUUGACACUCUCCCUCCUUUCCUGUAUUCCAGAGUCAUGUCAAAGAAAGGUGGUAGGAUGGAUGAUUUGUCUGUGAGCAGUUUUGAUGAUCUGAGCAUGUUCAAGCCAGGCUCGUCCUUGACUGAUGUGGUGAGAGAGAAUCCGCCUGUUUACUAUGGCCCAAAGAACAGCCGAGGCCGCCGUGCAAGCAUUCAUCAAGAAUAUAAUGAGCUGGUUGAGCCCAAGAUCAAUUACCAGCUCUCAUUGCCAGCUGGAAUGGCCCAGAGCUUGCUCAAUACCUCCCAGCAAAGCAAAGUUUUGGUCCAGCCAGCUUUUCCGCCUAUGCAAAUACUGCUUGACAGAAGUGCUUUGGGCAAGUUCAAGGAUGUGCCUCCUGGCCUUGGCCUGCAGGAGCAACGGAUGGGUGAUUUCACUGCAAGGCCUGCAAGAUGCCGAGGAAGGCCCCAAAAAAUGAAAUAUGGUGAAAGAGUAAACUACAAAAAAAAUAUUCCUGACAAAGGAUCUGAGGAGGAGUCAGCAGAAGAAGAGGAAGUUUCUAAAGUUAAAAAGAGGAAGACAGGCAGACCUAAGAAGGGGACUGCUAGGAGGUCUAGUUACAAAGGCAAAAAGAAGGCCAUCAGCAUGCAGGACGUUCCUGAACUGGUCGAGUCUGAGAAGGAGGAAGAGGAAAGCAUGGAAGAGGAACAAGUUGCUAUUCCCGAAUAAGCACUUACAACAUUCGGCCCUUGAUAUAUAGUAACUUUCAAAGUUUUGUCUGAAUAUUGGAUUCUUUAGUACAAUUAAGUGAAUGGAAAUAACUUGCAAAACAAAUAGGAUAACUUUAGAAAUAUUGAAAUGCGAUUUGUAAGUACCAUUCUUUAUGCAGUGAAUUCUAAUGAAAUAAA
Messenger RNA from Neocloeon triangulifer, 1832 nucleotides. RefSeq lists its product as uncharacterized. The transcript is spliced from 9 exons. The record is from RefSeq and is a predicted model, not a curated record. NCBI's taxonomy places the organism in Eukaryota, Metazoa, Arthropoda, Insecta, Ephemeroptera, Baetidae. Bases 856 to 1653 code for a protein of 265 amino acids.